AUCAAUAUGGAGUUAGCUAAAAUCCCUACUAUUAUUGGGAAUAAAGAAAUGGUUUCAAUAGAGAGAAAGCUCAGUGCACUCAGUUGUUGUUUUUAUUGGCUUUAAUGACUGAUGACAAAUUAUUAGCAAAUGAAAAUAAUUCUCUACACUAUUUGGUAGUGAAGGUAAAGGUAGCUGCAAAAUGACCAAAGUAAUGUAGGGAAGUAUUUUGCGAUUUCUCCUGCUUUUGGAAACCAGUGAUGCCAUUCUUUGCACAGUCAAAAAAAAGGAAAUAAAUUGUGUACCAUGGUACUGUUUCACCCGGGCUGCUGUUUGUUCACAGGAUUGUUAAUUUUAAUCCACUACCAUGCUGCUCACAUACGGUUCUAAGAGUAGUAGGAGUAUCAAAGAAUAGUGGUUUGAGAUCUUGUCAGAGAUUGGGUAGAUUGUUAUAUAGGAUAUAAUAUAAAGAGUUCUCUUUUAGAUGGAUGUCCAUGGCAGAAUCCGAGAAGUUCUUGCUGAGACUAUACGUGAAGAAUUAGCGCCCGAGCAUCAACAGUUAUCUGCAGAAGAUCUGAUGAAGGCUUUAAGACGACGGGGAAUCAUUGAUGAUGUUAUGAAAGAACUUACAUUUGUAACUGAUGUGAAUGACAGAGAGAUGGCUUCAACUCCAAAACCGGCUACACAUUUUAUUGACAGACAACCCCCAAUACUGCAAAAAACUAACAUUGACCCAACACGGAGGUAUCUUUACCUUCAGGUUUUGGGUGGAAAAGCUUUUCUGGAACAUCUGCAAGAACCUGAACCUUUACCUGGUCAAAUUUGUUCUACUUUCACUCUGUGUUUGCACUUUCGAAACCAACGUUUUCGCUCUAAACCUGUCCCAUGUUCCUGUGAACCAGAUUUUCAUGAUGGUUUUUUACUUGAAGUACACAAGGAUAACCUAGGUGAUGGAAGUAAGAUAGUGGAUGCAACUGCUAUGUUAUCAAUAUGUGAUCCAGUGCAUCUGGUUCUGAUCAAAACUGACAUGUUUGGUGAGACCACAUUAGUGGCAUCCUAUUUCUUGGAAUGGCGAUCUGUCCUUGGUGCAGAGAACAGAGUAACAAAUGUUGCUGUAGAACUUCUGGGUGUAGGUACAGAAUCAAAGGUUUCUGUUGGAGUCCUAAAUAUCCGACUUGAGAUGUACCCACAACUAAAUACGACAUUGUCCCAAGAAAUAGUUAAUACUCAACUUGCCUUAGAACGCCAGAAAACAGCAGAAAAAGAACGUUUGUUUCUCGUGUAUGCUAAGCAGUGGUGGAGAGAAUACUUGCAGAUCAGGCCUUCACAUAACACCAGGCUAGUAAAGAUUUUUGCACAGGAUGAAAAUGGGAUCAACCGUCCAGUAUGUUCAUAUGUCAGACCACUUCGAGCAGGCCGGUUGCUGGACACACCCAGGCAAGCUGCAAGAUUUGUUAACGUCCUUGGUUAUGAAAGAGCUCCAGUCAUUGGAGGAGGUGGUGGUAAACAAGAACAAUGGUGCACCCUUCUGGCUUUUCUGUGUAGAAACAAGGGUGACUGUGAAGAUCAUGCCACCCUUCUGUGCAGCCUUCUCCUUGGAUAUGGAUUGGAAGCCUUUGUUUGUGUAGGAACGAAAGCAAAAGGGGUCCCUCACACAUGGGUAAUGACUUGUGGUACUGAUGGAACCAUCACUUUUUGGGAGAGUUUAACAGGACAUAGAUAUAUCCACAAUCCUAUCAAUCCUGAUGACCCUCCACUUGUUGAACAACCAAAGCCAAUGUACCCUUAUCGUACAGUAGGAUGUGUCUUCAAUCAUCAGAAGUUCUUUGGGAAUUGCCAGCCCUCCGAUGCAGUGGAAGUCUGUGUGUUUGACUUGCAUGAUGAAUCUAAAUGGAAACCAAUGAGUGGAGAAGCAAUCAAAUCUGUGUGUUCUCCAGGGGCCACAACUUCACUGCCUCCUUUUCCUCCCCUUUGUGCCUCUGCAAUAGAUGCUUCGGUAAUAAGCAACGAGAUAGAAUUACAGCUGAGAAUACUGGUGUCUGAACAUAGGAAGGAUCUGGGCCUUACUACAGUUUGGGAUGACCAGCUAUCUUAUCUCUUGUCACCAGCCUUGGCGGCCUAUGAGCUUGAACGUACAACGAGUGUCUCUGCAGGGAACGAAGAAUUUCAAGAUGCUAUAAGAAGAGCAGUACCUGAUGGUCACACAUUUAAAGGAUUCCCUAUCCAUUUUGUUUACAGAAAUGCAAGGAGAGCAUUUGCUACGUGCCUUCGGUCUUCUUUCUGUGAAGAAAUAAUCUGUUGUAGAGGAGACCAAGUGCGGCUUGCAGUUCGUGUGAGAGUGUUUACAUACCCUGAAUCAGCAUGUGCUGUUUGGAUCAUGUUUGCUUGUAAAUACCGCUCUGUACUUUAAAGAAAAAUCAUGUAUGUGCACUGUUUCAAGGCUCUACGAAAUAUAAGUGCUGGUACAAAGGAACAUUAUUAUUAAAAAUCACAUUAAUUACAACAUUCAGUGUGUCACUUUGGGUAAGCACCACUCCAAUGAUGGUUGUGAAUAUUUAAUGUGUGUAUUUAAAACAAAAUUAAGGCAGAAAAAUGUUUGUAUAUACCAUAAUGAGUGUAUUUAUAUAUGAGGUAUAUUUUUAUUUUAAU
Molecule: messenger RNA, 2628 nt
Organism: Pelodiscus sinensis (Chinese soft-shelled turtle)
Lineage: Eukaryota; Metazoa; Chordata; Testudines; Trionychidae
Source: RefSeq, a predicted model, not a curated record